AGAAUAAUUCAACUUUGAAACAAUAAUUAUUAUCAUAUAUAACAACCCAAACCAGUGAAAGUGCUUUUACCCAAAUCAUAUAUUGCAAUAUAAUAAAAAAUGACCCGUGUUUAUUUAAUAUAAUGCAAUAUAUUAAUAUAAAGCAAGGCCACAUGUCAAAGCUUUAAAAAAAGCAAGGCUAGAUCUAUAUCCUUGAAUUUUGAAAUGAUUUGCUCAUUGAAACAAAUGCUAGUCACAUUAUAAGAAGGACAGAACUCAUUAAAGUGUGCACGUUUGACCUCAACAUUGAAAAGAUGUUAUUAAAGGCCCCUGGUUGUAUAUCUCUACCUGGGAUAUUCUGCAUGAUAAUUUAAAAUAGUAAUUAGAGGAUGGUUUAUUAAAGGCCCCUGGUUGUAUAUCUCUACCUGGGAUAUUCUGCAUGAUAAUUUAAAAUAGUAAUUAGAGGAUUGUUAAACGAAGAGAAACCAACCCUACUUAUACAUUUAUACUGACAAAAAAUUACUGAUGGGUACCCCUCAUUUUGUGAUAAGAACUGUCGGGAACCCUUAAUUUUUAAAAUAUACUCGCAGGAGAGGCCAGUGGGCCGAGUCAAGGCUAAUCAGGCCCAAGAAGAAAGGAUGCCGGCCUGGGAAGAUCGCGGGAGACCACGAGAGCAGCGGAGGAGGAAAGCGCCGGGAUGGCACGGGGAUUAUGUCUUAAAGUAAAUUAAUAUUUUAUGUAAUAGGUUUUUUUAGGUGGACGUACUAUAAGUCCCUUCAAGGGUUUUCUUUUCGGUUCUUUCCCUUGACGCUUUUUUUGAACCGACAGGGUAGAGUAGGAUUAGGGUUUCUCACUACUAUAAUAAAACCCUAAUUAGUCUAUUGGAGUUUGAAGGCACUCGAAGCCCUUCAUUACCGUUCCGUAUCAAGGUGCUCUCGUUGAGAGACAUGACUGACGCAUCGUCCACCACGCACGAACUCGAUGCUAGGGUUCGUGAGAUGGGACACGCCAUGGUGCAGAUGCAGAGAGAUUUGGAGUUCAGGUUUGAGAGACUCGACGGUGCUCUGGCUACGAUCCAAACUGCCGUGNGGCGGGUUCCAGACGCCAAAGCCUAAACUGGAACCACCCAAAAGCGACGGCACAGAACCACUGCGUUGGUUGUAUCAAGUACAGGAGUAUUUCGCCUACUACGAAACACCUCCGGAGGAUCGGUUGCGGUGCGUCACCAUGAUGCUUGAAGGGCCAGCCGCCGAUUGGUUUCGGUGGCGAAGGAAUAACGGACUGCUCAGGGAUUGGGACGACUUUGUAGCAAAAUUCAAGCUCCAGUUCGACCCAGUGCACUAUGUAGAUUAUGUUGGACAAUUAGCCCGAGUGCGACAGGUCACGGGGGUCAUGGAAUACCAGGGGGCAUUCGAGAAGGUACUUACUCAUGUCACUGACGUGCCCGAACCCUACCUUCAAUCGUUGUUCCAUGCGGGCCUGAAGAAUCACCUCCAACACGAAAUUAGCCUAUUAAAGCCCGAGACACUGUCAGAAUCGUUCGCCUUGGCCCGGGAACUGGAGGCCAAGCAUCAGGCCAUCGUGCAAUCGGUGGGGAUGAGGAGCGCAUCAUGGGGCAACAAUUUCACGCGCAACAGUCCUAACCGGGCAGCAACGGAAGCAUCAGUUGGGUCGGUCAGCAAACCAGCCCCGACGGGAAGUGGAAUUAAAAUUCCGUUGGAGGGUCGAGAGUCCUCCACCUCACCACCCGUCAGGCGACUCUCCCGCGCAGAACGAUUAGAGAAGGACGCGAAGGGGCUAUGUUACAAUUGCGACCAAAAGUGGCAUAAGGGGCAUAAAUGUGGGAGAUUUAUCCUAAUCAUGGGGGAAGAUGACGGGGAAGAGGAGGACAGCGAGAAGGAGGAAGAAAUCGAGGUGGCUGCCGAUAUUUCCAGUUUGAAUAGCAUGGCGGGGGUCUCCACUCCGCGGUCACUGCGAUUGACGGGUAAGAUCGGUCAACAUGGGCUAGAUGUAUUAAUUGACGGGGGAAGUACGCAUAACUUCGUACACCCUCGCACUGUGGAGAAACUGGGAAUGAGCCUGGAGACAGUGGCAGCAUUCCGGGUGUACGUAGGGAACGGCGACUCCCUAUGCUGCAACCAACAAUGCCGGAAUGUGGAGCUUGAGCUGCAAGGAACAACAUUUAGGGUAGACCUCUACGUCCUUCAGAUUCACGGACAUGACGUGGUCCUCGGCGUCCAAUGGUUGAGAGGGUUGGGGCGAGUUCUACACGACUACGAGCGAGUAACAAUGGAGUUCGCCUGGGGCGAACAAACGGUGACCUUGCGGGGGGAUGCACUAACCCCUAAACAGACUUCACUCCAUCAUUUACGGGAGCUGCACGCGCGACGCGAGGUGGACGUCGGCAUCGUCAUCAUGGCAGUCCAACCCGAGGAAGCAACAAAAGGGGAAUCUGGCGAGGCACCAGCAAGGCUGCCACAGGAAUUGGCGGAGCUACUGGAUCAAUUUGAGGAUGUAUUCAGGGAGCCACAGGGACUGCCUCCGCACCGGACCUCAGACCAUCGUAUAUUCUUACAACCCGGCGUGGCUCCGGUGAAUGUACGGGCCUAUCGGUACCCGCACUUCCAGAAAGAAGAGAUUGAACGGCAAAUAGCCGCACCACUAACAGAUCUACUAAAAAAGGAUGCUUUCGUGUGGACAGAAAGGGCCAAUGCCGCCUUCGAGCGACUGAAAACAGCGAUGUCGACAGCCCCAGUUUUGAGGCUGCCGGAUUUCACGGAGAAAUUUGUGGUUGAGACAGAUGCGUCCGGGACCGGGGCGGAUAGCGGCGUCAACAUACCACAAGAAGUUGUACGCAAUUGUGGAGGCGGUUCAGCGGUGGCGGCAAUAUUUACUGGGGAGGGAGUUCUUGAUUCGCACGGACCACCAAAGUCUGCGGGAGUUGCUACAGCAGCCAACCGGGUGGCCGACGCCCUUUCACGGCGAGACGAGGCGGACCGCGAUGGACAGCAGCUCAUGGCCAUCUCCUCGCCUGUGCCGAAUCUAAUGGAGGAGAUACGACGGGAAAAUACCACUCAACCGGAUCUCAUCGCACGCCAUCAGGAGCAUGACGAGGCACGAUUGGCCGAACCCUAUUCGGUCGUAGGUGGGGUGCUCUAUUACAAACGGCGGGUAUGCAUCGGCUCCUCAUCCACCUUGCGCCCACAGCUCAUUCGGGAACACCAUGACACUCCACUGGCGGGACAUCCAGGAAUUCACAGAACUUUCUUGCGGCUUGCCCAAAAUUUUUAUUGGCCACAAAUGAGAUCCGACGUCAAAGCCUAUGUUCAACAAUGCCAUACCUGCCAGACUACAAAAUAUGCCACACAUCCACCAGCAGGGUUGCUACAGCCGUUGCCAGUGCCAACUCAAGUGACCCCGUUCGAAGCUUUGUAUGGACGGCCACCGCCGUCGUUCUUACCUUAUCGCCGGGGAGAAAGCAAGGUGCCCGAAGUUGAUAAAUUUUGCAGGAACGAGACUCCCUACUGAGACGGUUACGGGAGAAUUUAAAGGAGGCGCAACGAAGAAUGGUUACAAUGGCCAAUAAACACCGGACAGAUUUGCAGUUCAAGGAAGGUGACUGGGCACUCCUAAAGCUGCAACCCUAUCGGCAACACUCCGUAGUCCGGCGGAGCUCGCAGAAAUUGGCACGGAGAUAUUAUGGACCUUACCGGGUCGUAGCACGGGUUGGGGAGGCUGCCUACCGUCUGGAGCUACCGGCAGGUUCGCGAAUUCACCCCGUAUUUCACGUAUCCUUGUUACGACCGUAUUAUGGAACAACCCCGGAGCAAGACCAAAUCGCGCUGCCAACGGAAUUGGUGCAUGGCUAGCCCCUAUCUGAACCCGUGAGGAUCCACGCUGAACGGCAGGUGCUAGUCCGGGGAAAGCCGGUGAAACAAUGUCUUGUGGAAUGGUCGGAUGGGGACAGAGAUGAUGCCACCUGGGAACCCUAUGACCGACUUCGUCAACGGUUUCCUAUGCUACACCUUGAGGACAAGGUGUCUUCGCAAGCGAAGGGGAAUGUUACGCAUGGUUUGCAUGGGUCACGAGAGAAGGAUGUGGGUGAGCAGGAGAGGCCAGUGGGCCGAGUCAAGGCUAAUCAGGCCCAAGAAGAAAGGAUGCCGGCCUGGGAAGAUCGCGGGAGACCACGAGAGCAGCGGAGGAGGAAAGCGCCGGGAUGGCACGGGGAUUAUGUCUUAAAGUAAAUUAAUAUUUUAUGUAAUAGGUUUUUUUAGGUGGACGUACUAUAAGUCCCUUCAAGGGUUUUCUUUUCGGUUCUUUCCCUUGACGCUUUUUUUGAACCGACAGGGUAGAGUAGGAUUAGGGUUUCUCACUACUAUAAAUAAGGGAUGUAUCUUCCUUGUUUCAUCAUCAGAAUAAUAAAACCCUAAUUAGUCUAUUGGAGUUUGAAGGCACUCGAAGCCCUUCAUUACCGUUCCGUAUCAAGGUGCUCUCGUUGAGAGACAUGACUGACGCAUCGUCCACCACGCACGAACUCGAUGCUAGGGUUCGUGAGAUGGGACACGCCAUGGUGCAGAUGCAGAGAGAUUUGGAGUUCAGGUUUGAGAGACUCGACGGUGCUCUGGCUACGAUCCAAACUGCCGUGNGGCGGGUUCCAGACGCCAAAGCCUAAACUGGAACCACCCAAAAGCGACGGCACAGAACCACUGCGUUGGUUGUAUCAAGUACAGGAGUAUUUCGCCUACUACGAAACACCUCCGGAGGAUCGGUUGCGGUGCGUCACCAUGAUGCUUGAAGGGCCAGCCGCCGAUUGGUUUCGGUGGCGAAGGAAUAACGGACUGCUCAGGGA
Messenger RNA from Cuscuta campestris, 4828 nucleotides. Lineage: Eukaryota; Viridiplantae; Streptophyta; Magnoliopsida; Solanales; Convolvulaceae. The record is from the annotation of a GenBank genome assembly.